AUGUUUUGUAAUUGGACGUGGAUUAAAGGAAUAUUAUGGAAUGAUUCAGGUGGAUAUCGUAAAAUGCCCAGUCAUAAAUAUCAAGUUUCAGAUUUUAGGCAAGCUCCGUACUUGAUGACAGGUUCAGGAAUUGGAAGUGGUUUGCGUAUUGUGGAAGUAGGAGGUAUUGGCAAUAUUUAUCCGGUCAUAAAAUGUGACAAAUUUUUCGAUCUAAAGGCCAUAUGCACUAAAAGCGAUAUGCCAAAUGCUUUUGUGUUCGGCCCAGGUGCCGGUCCCUGGCACGUUAUUGGAAGUAAUUGCGAAAUGGUCGCUGAUGCGAACUUUGUGAAUCCGAGCAACCCUGUGAUUGCUUCUAAAAUUAUAAAAAUCAAUGCAGAUAAUAAAGCUUAUGAAUUGUCUACUACCAAUUCUUCAUAUUUCUCACUCAUGGCGAAUUUAGCAUUAAGCAAUGCAAAUGAACCUGCAGACGUUGUGCAUAUUCAUGUGAAGAAAAGGUUAACUGAUACCAAUUUUCCCGAAUCAGUUCGAAGAACUGUUGGUGCCUAUUACGGAAAAAAUCUUGUUUCCAUUGCUGGAAUCUUUUUGGUGAAAGCUGGUAAAAUUAAAAUGCAUGUUAUGCCAAAUUUUCCAUCUCCGAAUUAUUGCUGGAAAUCAGCUGAUGAGGUAAGAGAAUGGUUGAAAUAUUUUGAAAUGAGUGCUCCUGUUAUCUGUGCCUGUGUAAUUCACUCAACGAAUAAUGAAGAGCGUAAACUUCGUAUGGAACACACACAUUGUUAUAGUGAACAUGGUGAUGGUGGUCAUUACCAUUGUGAUUUGUCACCUGAAAUAGUUGAAUAUGAAGGUUAUUUUGCUCCUGCUGAAUCUGUUUAUCGUAUCGACCUUGUUUAA
Messenger RNA from Dracunculus medinensis (Guinea worm), 888 nucleotides. The record is from the annotation of a GenBank genome assembly. NCBI's taxonomy places the organism in Eukaryota, Metazoa, Nematoda, Chromadorea, Rhabditida, Dracunculidae.